Phycomyces blakesleeanus NRRL 1555(-) is the source of this 699-nucleotide messenger RNA. RefSeq lists its product as hypothetical. Bases 1 to 699 code for a protein of 232 amino acids. The transcript is spliced from 7 exons. The record is from RefSeq and is a predicted model, not a curated record. Lineage: Eukaryota; Fungi; Mucoromycota; Mucoromycetes; Mucorales; Phycomycetaceae.
AUGGUUGAUGAUGCCGAUGCCAUAAAAUGUAUGUUAUUGAAUUUGGCUAAUGAGGAUGGUCAGUGUAAAGAGGAUGAGUUGAAAUCAGAGAAAGAGGAAGAGGAAGAGAAAGAGAAAGAGAAGGAAAAUAUAUCAUCCCUAUCAAUUGUCACUUUUGGAAAUACUGAGAAACCAAACCUAAUAUCUCUAUUCCUUUAUGGAUUGGAAGACAAUGAACAAAACUACACUAUUCCGAGUCCUUACUGUCCAGAAAGAACAAAGUGGAAUUGUGAAUUCAUUUAUAUCCAUGACCAUGCUUAUAUUCCUCUUCCCCUCUCCUCCUACAUUAACCAAUCCCAAGCCAAUGAGUAUAUAGCAAGCAAUAUUAACGCUGCAUUUCUUCAAUCUUCUUGUUGGAUAACGGAUAGUUGGUCUUCGCCUUACAACCAGUACCAAAAUCCGAUCAGAGGUAUAAGAAACAUGGAUCUGUUGCGCUUAAAACAUAAUUUGUGGAAUAGAGAGUCUGUAGCCGACUUGCAUUUUAGACAUUUAGUUAUUCUAGUCAUUUUUGUACUACGUGGAGGAGAGGUUGGAAAAGAUGUUUUGUGUCGAUUGCAAACACAUGGUGGGUUGAGCUUUGGUAGCUCUAGGUUUGUAUUCCUUGGAAGGGAAGGAAAAACAAAGCCGAGCAAAUCAAAUUGGUCAGAUAAGGAUUUCUAG